Molecule: messenger RNA, 912 nt
Organism: Anoplopoma fimbria (sablefish)
Lineage: Eukaryota; Metazoa; Chordata; Actinopteri; Perciformes; Anoplopomatidae
Exons: 5
Coding region: 295-912 (205 amino acids)
Biological process (GO): immune response-regulating cell surface receptor signaling pathway
Cellular component (GO): plasma membrane
Molecular function (GO): signaling receptor activity
Source: RefSeq, a predicted model, not a curated record
UCACUGCUGACUGUUUUUUGUACUGUUUAUCUUUGAAACACUUUCAUACUGGGAAGCAAAAAUGUUUACAUAAAUACCCCAAAAAUUCAGGGGAAGCAAGGUUUAAAAAAAAAGGUGUGUGUGAAUAAAAUGUAUUUCUCUGUGCUGUGAUCUGAGGUGUAAUGGGGGUAUGCAUACGCCAAAGACCAUGGUGCUCAAAAGCAGGAAGUGAAGUAAACCACAUGUGAUUAACGUUGAUAUCUAGAGCAGACCUUCACUGAGAGUUUUACAGAAGAAGCUGGUUUAUUUUCCACCAUGAGACCUAACUUCUGCCUGACCAUCCUUUGUGUCUUUGCAGCGCUCUUCCUCACACUGGAUGCUGAUAGUGAAGAUUCAGAUUGUAAAGUUGUAGUUAAAGUCGAUCGUAACACGGUUUAUGAAGCCUUGCUCGGAGAAGACCUUUGGAUUAACUGCACAGUUGAAUUCUGCAACGAUUCACUACCUAAGGUCUCCUGGUUCAAACGUGAGACCACCGAUGUCCCCGUCAAUGUCAGCAGCAGCAGUCACAUGAAAACAAAGUGGUUGAUUUUGAAACAUUUAGAUGGGAGAUUAUUUUUGAUCUUUCAAAGAAUUCGCAGAAACGACUCAGGCGUGUAUCAGUGUCAAAGUGGAGAAAGUGUCAGUCACAACAUCACCGUCUCUGUCCACGAUCAGCUCACCACUGUUAUGAUGACGACUUCGAAACCGGGGACUGAGGACACUUUUUGGCCGUUUGUGUACCGUACUGUCUGGAUGACGGUGAUUACCUUCCUAAUGCUGGCUUUACUUUUUCAUUUAAGACAUAGGUUUAAAGGAAAAUCCAGGGACACACUGAGUCGCCAGCCCUCCCAUGAUGCUUUGCCUACCACUCAUGUCUAUGACAACGAUCAGUAG